Rhopilema esculentum is the source of this 2680-nucleotide messenger RNA. RefSeq lists its product as uncharacterized. NCBI's taxonomy places the organism in Eukaryota, Metazoa, Cnidaria, Scyphozoa, Rhizostomeae, Rhizostomatidae. The record is from RefSeq and is a predicted model, not a curated record.
UUCGUCAUCGGUCCCAGCUCCCUACAGAGCUGCACGAGAUAGUGUGCCGCAGUGCAUGUGAACCAGUUGUGUGCAAAUGCUUGUGUUGCCAGCUGUGUGUAAUUACAAUUUGUGGUUGCUUUAACGAGUUUUUGCAGAGCCUACGUUUCCCGACAAACUUUCUGGAAUUUAAUCUGCUCAACUGUUUGGUUUAUCUUAGCCAGAUAAGUAUUUCAUAUCUCUUCAUUAUCAUUUCAUUAUCUCAUAGAUGUCUGCUGAAAACAGCGAAAUACGGGACUUGGCAGCUAGUCAAGCUUCCAUUUCCGAGACCAUUUUAUCUAGGCCUGUUAUGCCAGAACAUUCAAGGGGCACUUCUGAUCAACCCCUUAAUACUGAUCUACUUUUUGUUCUACAGAAAAUGAACGACACAAUCGUCUCAUCCAAUCAAUUACUUUCCAAGUUUGUCAAAAACUAUCCUAAACGUCGUUCAGAUCACAGGCCCUCAGACUCUGAUUUUGACUCUGAUUGUGGCGAGUUUGAAGAACCUCCCAGAAAACGAAAAUUACUUGCCACGGCCACUGUGUCUGUAGCGCCAAAUAGGCAACAAAAUAUUUCAGAUGUGCCUACCGAUAGUCCUGCACGCUCACCCGCCCCUUCUACAGCCGGGCAUUUGCAUGAGACUCGUCCUUCAGCAGACGAUGCAGUGAGUCUCUUUGGUGAGCAAGACAUUGACGAAGGAGUCAAUGACAUUGAAACCCUCAUCUCUCAAGAUGAAUUCUUAAAUGAGGUAGAGAAUGCUGUUGCUACAGCAAAACCAAAAGGUCCACCAAUUUCCGAACAUCUGGCAAAGAUUCUCAAUGACAAAUUUCAUAUUGAGCUUGAGGCCUCGCAGCGCAAAACUCUUCUCGAAAAGUAUUCAGUGCCAGAAAACUGCACGGGCCUAUAUCGCCCGCGAGUUAAUCACGAAAUCUGGAAUUGUUUGAGCGCCAAUUCUAAAGUAAUUGACAAAAACAUGAGUUUAUUGCAAGAUGCACUAUUGACAGCCUCGAGUGCUGUUGCCAUGUCCAUUGAGGACAUACUUAAGUAUCGCGAGACAAAAAAGGACCUUGAUUACCAGAGUAUGGUUUCUCGCCAGAUUGACAUUUUAACCCUUCUUGGUUAUGUCUGUAGUGAACUUUCAUAUCGUCGAAAAGAAAGUUUACGCCCCUCGAUCUCUCCUGAAUUUAAGGCGGCAUGCGGGCGUACCACCAAACCAACUACCUUAUUAUUUGGUGAUGACCUACCUAAAACUAUGCAGGAAGUUCGCACUACUAACCGUAUUCUUCAAAACUUUCCCUCAAAUCGCUAUACACGCCGAGGUGCAUACACCCGUUUCCAAGCUGACCGUAACAACAACAAUUCUUUUUUAUUGCAGCGGGGGAGGAAUCAAUUUCCUCCCCGCCGAAAUCCACCCUACUACCCACAAAAGAAAAGGUCUACAAAGAAUUGGAAAAUGUGAAAGAAAAGCUGCAUUCUCCUUGCCCUACAAAAAAUUCAACAAGAUCAAGCAACCGGAAUUCUUGUAACCCCAAACUGGCCUACUCAACCGUGGUUUCCCAUUCUCAAAAAGAUGCUGUGUGCCACACCUGUCCAUCUAAGACCAAGAAAAAACCUGUUGCGGUUACCAACAAUGCCUCAAUUACAACAUCCGCUUCUCCACAAACUGCAGUUAAUGGUUUGUUUAGUAUCCGGGAAGCCCUCUCAUUGCAGGGUUUCACGACCCCCUCUGUAGAUAUCAUUAUGGCUUCGUGGCGAGAUUCAACUCAAAAACAAUAUGCUACUCAUAUAAAACGCUGGGUUGACUUUUGUACUCGACAUGGCUGCAAUCCAGUUCAACCAAAUGUACAUAAUGCUGUGCUCUUUCUAACCUCGCUUUUUGAAUCCGGCCUCUCGUAUAGCUGUAUCAACACCGCUCGUAGUGCACUAAGUUCCAUAUUAAACUCUAGUAAUGAUGAAAUAUCUUUUGGAAACCUCCCGAUUGUCAGACGUUUUAUGCGAGGUGUCUUCCAAUUGCGCCCCACAUUUCCGAAGUAUAACUCUGUUUGGAGUGUCCAUACUGUGUUUGAUUUCAUUCGCUCUUGUCCGUGCGUGGAACAACUGACUCUUAAAGACCUUACUCUUCGAUUAACUUUUCUCCUAUGCUUGCUGAGUGGUCAAAGACGACAGACAAUUCAAGCCUUACGUAUUGAUGCAAUGGAAGUUACCACUUCUAGCUACGUCUUUUACAUUGUUCAUCUGUUAAAGCAUUCUCGUCCAGGCCAUCAUCAAAAACCACUUCGAUUUGAAAAGUACUGCGCUGAACCAAAGCUGUGUGUGUAUACCCACCUAGCAGAAUACCUUAAACGAACAGAAAAGCUACGUUCUGGAGUUCAUCAGUUGUUGAUAACUCAUACAAAACCGCAUCGCGCUGCUGCAGCUGACACAAUUGCACGUUGGAGUAAAGCAUUCCUUGCUCUUGCAGGAAUCGACACAACUAUGUAUAAAUGCCAUAGUAUUCGGGCCGCAUCCACGUCACAGGCUGUGCGUUCCAAUAGCAAUCAUUUGGCUGAUGUUCUGCAAGCUGCAGGGUGGUCAAACGAACACACUUUUCGCCGUUUCUAUAAUUUGCCUGCUGAAAAUAAUUUUAAUUUUGGAACAGCAUUAAUUUCCAGUUAAUAUGCUU